AAAAAAGGUGGUGAUAAAGAAUGAUAAAUUGAAAAUAUGAACUGAUAAAUAAUCAGGUGAAAAAAUGCAUCUAAUUUAAAACAUGUUCGGUCAAUAGGAGUGUACACAGUAUUCACUACUUGGUUGGAACUUGAUCAAUAGAAGUUGGUGGGCCCCGCGGGAACUUUUGACAGUUUAGUCACUAUGCAUAGUGGAGGUUCCUUUUUUUCUCAGUUUUCUGCUGAUGGACUCGGCAAAGUAAUCCUUUUUCUCUGGGAGCGGAAAAUGUAUGCGGCGGUCAUCGCCACCCUCGGGACGGUUGCAGCUGUAGCCAGGCUUGCAGAGCAGUUCGGAUACCUUUACAAGGGAACACAAGCUGAUCCAGAAACGACGAAGGUUGAUCCAGUUGCAGAUAAAUUGUCAGCCCAUAUUCGCUUCUUGUUGAGUGGAAUUCCGAGGUUUAAUGGGAAUGGAUACGAGAAAUGGAGGACUUUGAUGAAAUUUAUGCUCAAGACCCUACACCUUUGGGACUUGGUGGAAAGAGGCUAUACCGGGGAGGAGCUUAUGGUUGACGCUUUGCAAGAUGUUCAGCAAAAGGAUGCCUUGGCCUUGCUUCUUAUCCACAAAAAGAUACACGAAUCUGUUUCGCCUUGCAUUGAUAAUGUCAAAACAUCUAAAGAAGCUUGGGAUGCACUGCAGAAGAAGUAUGAAGGAAAUGCAGCUGUUACCAAAUCAAACCAAGCUAAUGUGAAGGCUGUGGAGACAAAAAGAACUAGCGAAGACUUCACAGAUUUCAACAAUAAACUUUUCUCCAAUGGUCAGUGCAGUUCAGAUUCCUCUGGUGGAUGCAGAGUUGAUAGUAAGACUAGUACUUCACAUAGCAAUUUGCGCCCAUCUGAAGAUGGAACUGGGAAAGAGCUUGAAGACCUUGACAAAGAUAAAUGUGGCUCUAUAAAAAAUUUUGGAGAAAAUUCCCCUCAUAGUCAUCCUGGCGGCAUAAAUGGUGGACGACCUGACAACUACCAGGAAGGUCGAGGUGGCGGAGAAGGUGAAUUUCAUGGAGACGGAAUUAGUGGGAGUGGUGGUCGUGGAGGUGUGGAUAGCGAACGCUUUAAGAACAACCAGAGAGGUCAUGGAGGAGAGGGCAGUGAACACUUUAAUAACUACCAGGGAGGUCGUGAAGGGGAGAUUCCCGGAGGUGUGGACAGUGGAACCAAUAAAAACAACCAGGGCUUUCAUGGAGAUCGAGGUCGUGGGGGUGGUGUCCGUGGAGGUGGAUUCCUCAGAGGUGGUGUCCGUGAAGGUGGAUAUCAUAGAGGUGGUGUCCAUGGAGGUGGUGGUCGUGGAGGUGCGGAUGGUGAAACCCUGAAAAACAACAACAGGGGUCAUGGAUGUGGUGGUCGUGGAGGUGGUGGUCGGGGAGGUCGUGGUCGGGGAGGUCGUGGUCGGGGAGGUCGUGGUCGUGGAGGUCUUGGAGGUGGUUAUUGGGGAGGUAGUGGUCGUGAAGCUGCAGGUCAUGGACCUAAAGAGUGUAAACCUUUUAACAACCAUGGAGGUUCUGGUGGCAUAAAACAUGAAUGUUUUAACAAUAAGGGAAGUAAUGAAGGCAUAGAUGCUGAAUGCUUUAGCGCCAAGAAUGACUAUGGAGGUGUGGAUGGCAGACUCGUUAAUGAAAACCACGGAGGUCAUGCAAUCUUAGAAGAUGGAUGCUUUAAUAAUCAACAUUCUCAGUUUGGUGAUUGUAAUAGGAAUACUUCAAAAUCUGAAUCACUUUAUUCUUCCAAAAAUGAAACUGAACCAACAGAAGCUCUUGGUGCACUAGGAAGGGGACACCAAACUAAUACUAAGGAUUUAAACGACAUGGAAAAUGUUGAUAUGAAUCAGUCCCAUGUAGACCUCACUGAGAAAAAAAGUGGUCAUAUUAGCAUUUGCAUACAGAAUUUGGACAAGGGCAUUAGCAACGAUGCACUCCAUGAUGUUUUUUCUGCAUUUGGCAAAAUCCUUUCUUGCAAGGUGGUAACAGAUGGAUCUGGUGUGUCAAUGGGGCACGGAUAUAUUGAAUAUGGCAAUGUCGAAGCUGCACAGAAAGCUGUUGAGAUGAUGAAUGGUGCAAGAUUGGAGCACAAGAACGUGCAAGUAAAAUCUUGCCCCACAAAGCAAGAAAAGAAAAAACAUAGCCCCACUAAUGUCUUUGUGGGAAACUUAUCUGAAUCCACAUCUGAAGGUGAUCUUAGGAAUGCUUUUCAUUGGUUUGGGGGAACGAUCUCUAGCGUUAUAAUAGUGAGAGACAGAGAUGGGAUAUCAAAGGGUUACGGAUUUGUCCACUUUAGGGAUGCAGAUGAUGCGGCUUGGGCAGUGGAAGUGCUCAAUGGCCACAAGUUUGAUGACAAAGUGUGGCAGGUGAGAAAAGCAUAUGAAAACAAAUUUGUUGGGAAAGCUAACAAGAAGAAAUCUGAGGGUGAGUCGGCUCAGUCUUCCUCUGCAAAUAACAGUGGUAUUAAAUCAAACAAAAAACUGCAUAAAUUUGGUCGUUCUACCAAAGCUAAUUCAUCCACUUCAAAAGAAGAAGCUGGUAAUGCAGUUCGAAGUGAACUAAGAGCUAUUGGUAUAAGGGUUAUCAUCUACAUUGACAAUAAAGGGGUUGGGCACUUCACCUUUGAAGGGCCAUGAUUUCGUAGCAGGAACAAGGAAUCAUCCUCAUUUAGAUAUAUCCACAAGGAUAACAUCUGAAGUGGCAUCUUCUCAUACUAUUUAAGAAUGUAUGCUGUGAUGAUGGGUGUCCCUGAGCACACCUACUAUUUGGGAUCUAUUCUUUUACUUGGAUUGUUAAACAAGUAUUUACCUCAAAUGACCCAUAAAUUGUGCAGCUUUUAUGGGUUUCGUCUUUGACUUUUAUUUUACUUAAUUACUAGUUUUGUACCCGGGCGUUGCCCCGGGUAAAACUUCCAUAUGAAAUCUUAAUUUAUAAAUUAUAUAAUGUUUCUAUAUGAGUUUUGUAA
This is a messenger RNA of Cuscuta epithymum, 2978 nucleotides long. The record is from the annotation of a GenBank genome assembly. Lineage: Eukaryota; Viridiplantae; Streptophyta; Magnoliopsida; Solanales; Convolvulaceae.